AUGUCAGUACAACAACAAUUAUACACAUUCUAUCUAUCUAUCUAUCUAUCUAUCAUCCAUCUAUCUAUCUAUCUAUCUAUCUAUCUAUGUCUAACUAAACUUAUUUUGAGUCACAUUACAAAUAUAAGAAAUCUUUUUCAUUAUAUUUUUAUUGAUAUAGCAUCACUUAUGUCAGUACAACAACAAUUAUACACAUUCUAUCUAUCUAUCUAUCUAUCUAUCUAUCUAUCUAUCUAUCUAUCUAUCUAUCUAUCUAUCUAUCAUCACUUAUGUCAGUACAACAACAAUUAUCUAUCUAUCUAUCUAUCUAUCUAUCUAUCUAUCUAUCUAUCUAUCUAUCUAUCAUCACUUAUGUCAGUACAACAACAAUUAUACACAUUCUAUAUCAUCUAUCUAUCUAUCUAUCUAUCUAUCUAUCUAUCUAUCUAUCUAUGUCUAACUAAACUAUCAAAUGAUAUCUAUCUAAAUCUAUUUUAUAAGAAAUCUUUUCAUUAUAUUUCUAUCAUAUCUAUCUAUCAAUAUACACAUUCUAUCUAUCUAUCUCAUCUAUCUAUCUAUCUAUCUAUAUCUAUCUAUCUAUCUAUCUAUCUAUCAUCACUUAUGUCAGUACAACAACAAUUAUACAUUUCUAUCUAUCUAUCUAUCUAUCUAUCUAUCUCUAUCUAUCUAUCUAUCUAUCUAUCUAUGUCUAACUAA
Molecule: messenger RNA, 696 nt
Organism: Acanthosepion pharaonis
Lineage: Eukaryota; Metazoa; Mollusca; Cephalopoda; Sepiida; Sepiidae
Source: the annotation of a GenBank genome assembly